Microplitis mediator is the source of this 2044-nucleotide messenger RNA. RefSeq lists its product as uncharacterized. Lineage: Eukaryota; Metazoa; Arthropoda; Insecta; Hymenoptera; Braconidae. The transcript is spliced from 2 exons. The coding region runs from base 120 to 1874 and encodes 584 amino acids. The record is from RefSeq and is a predicted model, not a curated record.
UUGUAGGUAGUACAAGAACUGAAAAAUAAUUUUUGGUUGCCAGUAUACCUGUAGUCGUUGCACUGAUCAGUCGAUAGUUUUGUGAUAAAUUAUUUCUCAAGUGAAUUAAAUUAUUAACCAUGGGACGUGAUUCUAGAAAGGUUUCAAGAGAACUUCGGAGUUCUGAAAAAAUUAAUAAGUCGCGUUCAGUCAAAAGAAAGAAUGUUUUUAAUCCGAAAACAGCCGAACGUGAUGAAAGUAUUCAGAGUACAUCUUCUAAAAAAUUAAAACAAAACACUGAAGAUGAUGUACCUGAAGACAGCAGUACUGAAUUUCGAAUAAUAAAUUUUAUUCAGGUAUUCACUGCAAUUUCUGCUCUUAUAAAAUGUAAAAAAUGUGAUGGAAAUGUAGUGUUUCAAACAGCAAGUACACGUGGGCUGGGAUUCAAAAUUGUAGUUGCAUGUAAUAACUGUGGAAAUGAAUAUAUUCCUUCCUGUUCUUUCGUUGGGCAUUCUUAUGAAAUAAACAGACGUUUCAUUUUUGUAAUGAGAAUACUAGGAAUAGGAUACGAAGGAUUGUGCAAGUUUUGCGGCCUGAUGGACAUGCCGUCUUUUUUAGAUAAAUCUACGCAUACAAUUUUACUGAAACAGAUUUUGAAUUGUAGUAAAGCCGUCGCAGAAACCUUCAUGACGAAAGCUGUGAAUGAAGAAAAGCAAGCAAUGCCAACAACUGAAAAUGAAGAUAUAAAUCAUCUAACUGUAUCGGGAGAUGGAACCUGGCAAAAACGGGGAUAUACAUCGUCAUUUGGAGUUUCUUCUAUAAUUGGCUAUUUUACUGGAAAGAUUCUUGACAUAAACAUUAAAAGUGCAUAUUGUAAGCUAUGUGAGUAUUGGAAAAAAAAAACAAAUACUGUUGAGUUCGAGGAAUGGUAUCAAUCGCAUGAAGAUGUGUGUUCUGCUAAUCAUCAAGGGUCUUCUGGGAAAAUGGAGGUGGAUGCGAUGGUCGAAAUGUUUUCGUAUUCUGAAACUAAAUAUGGAGUUAAGUAUGCCAACUAUAUUGGUGAUGGUGACUCCAAGACCUAUUCAGGAAUUAUAAAAUCAGAUCCUUACGAAAAUACAACUGUAAAUAAAAAGGAAUGUAUAGGGCAUGUCCAAAAGCGGAUGGGGAGUCGAUUACGUACGCUGAAGAGUAAACAAAAAGGUCUUGGUGGUCGAGGUAAGCUCACAGGAAAAUUAAUAGACAAACUAACUGUGUACUAUGGUUUAGCAAUACGCCGGCAUUGUGAUUCUAUUGAAAAUAUGAAAUCUGCUAUAAUGGCAACCUUUUAUCACUACGGCUCGAGUGAUGAAAAACCGAAUCAUGAUAUGUGUCCAAAAGGCGAAGAAUCUUGGUGCUCUUACCAGCGCGCUGAAGCAAGAGGAGAGCUUGAUACCUUUUCUCACGAUUAUUCUCCUUUACCUUCUGAUGUUUUAAAAGCUAUCAAGCCUAUAUACGAAGAUCUUAGUAAUGAAAAUUUACUUUCAAGAUGUGUAGGUGGAUUCAAUCAGAAUAAUAAUGAAAGCUUUAACCAACUAGUAUGGAAAAUAUGUCCAAAAACGGUAAAUACUAGUUUUACUAUCGUACAAAUAGCUGCAUACGUUGCUAUGUGUAUAUUUAAUGAGGGUAUAAAUUCAUUAUUAGUCUUGAUGAAUACACUAGGACUUAAUUGUGGGCCUAAUUCUCAUCGGUAUGCAGAAAGAAUGGAUGCUGCACGUAUCAAAGUAGCAGAUAAGCGCGCUAAUGAUAACACCCGAGAAGGUCGAUUGCAACGUAGGCACCAGCAAAUCGAUAUUUUGGAAGCUGCUAUGUCGGCUGAAGAGCUAUUAUAUGGUCCAGGAAUAGAUGACUCAGUAUGAAUCUCCAAGGACUUAUGAUGAUCACCGCAAAGGACUUCGGGAGGAACGGGCUCUACAAAAACAGCGAUAACUUUUUGAAUUAUUAAUUUUUUUUUUUGAAAUUUUCGUGAAGUCAAAUCGAAACGUGUUCUAAUAAAGCUAUGUUUUUAUUUUUGUCAAAUAAAGUAAUU